AUGUUUUCACUUGUAAUUCUUUGGGGGCAUGACCUAGAUGUCAAGCAGCCAGUAUUCAUAAUCGUCUCUGGAAUUCGUAUAAGAACAGCAACAUUCAUCAUGUCCGACAACUCAAACCCUACGUACCAUGCAAUAUACGUAUCUGGAAAUUUUGAAAUAGAACAAAAGCUCUCACCAAACCACGGAUGGCGAUCCGAAUACCGAACAUAUGUCACUUACAUAGGUUGUGGUGGCGUGGACCGUGAUCAACGCUUACUUUAUGAAAUCAAAGCCAAGGGAUAUAGCUCUCCUACUUAUAUGUUGUCUCAGAAUUACAUUUACUACCUACGAGGUUCUUUUUUCCCCUCGAACACUCCUGAAACUGAUAACGAUCAGCUCUUGUUUGAGGGUAGCAACGCGAAUGUAAUGUCCGCUUGCGAGGUCUGCCAAGCGGACUUGGUAGACUUGGUUAGUGUCACGUCUCUCGGGAUUGUCAUUGGUAUAGACACAAUUGUGGAAAAGUGCUGUGAUAUGUUAAGAAAUUCCCCUACCCAGGGCGAAAUCCGUACGACUGUUUUGACCAUUCAACAUGCAGACUAUCACCCAAUUCUGAAGUCUAGACGGGUCUGCAAGAUGGAGUACCUGGUCCGCCCCACCCGCGCUCUCUCUGGAAUUGUUGACUCAAUCACAGUUGGGCGAGAAUGCCAUAUCCAUGGGUAUAUCAAGGAUUUUAAUCAGGACACCGCUUGCUAUGUGGUAAUCGAACAACAUUCGGCGUCAGCCGCGACUUCAAGUUUGGAGCCUUUGACAGGUCAAUCCAGAAAGCCACCAAAGUUCGUUGUGAAAAAGAUCACUUCUCGCGCUGAUUUUCCUGCGGACAAGGCGGCUGUUGAAUUGGAAGGUGAGAGUGUUGGGUUACGUAACUGUGCCUCCCAAUUGCCUCUGUCCCCUGGCCCAUCAGGUUCCCCGGCUUCUACCUGGACAAGCCCUGCAUGCCCCCAAGGGCAGUACCUGCGGAAGUCAAAAAGCGUGCCCGAUAUCACCCAAAAGGAAGUUGUCCACCGGUUCCGGUGA
Melampsora larici-populina 98AG31 is the source of this 1053-nucleotide messenger RNA. RefSeq lists its product as uncharacterized. The coding region runs from base 1 to 1053 and encodes 350 amino acids. The record is from RefSeq and is a predicted model, not a curated record. The transcript is spliced from 6 exons. NCBI's taxonomy places the organism in Eukaryota, Fungi, Basidiomycota, Pucciniomycetes, Pucciniales, Melampsoraceae.